Messenger RNA from Penaeus vannamei (Pacific white shrimp), 1539 nucleotides. The record is from RefSeq and is a predicted model, not a curated record. Lineage: Eukaryota; Metazoa; Arthropoda; Malacostraca; Decapoda; Penaeidae.
AUGAAAGUUCAAAUUAGUCAUAUUGAUAAGCGAGGAGGGACUCGGACGUGUCAAGAUGACGAGGACGACCCCGAGCGACUCAACCUGUCGAGGCUCAAGCUGGCUCUCAAGUACGACCAGAAGCAGUUCGUGGCACACCCCAACUGCCAGCAACUCCUGACCUCGGUGUGGCACGAGGGCCUCCCCAUCUGGCGCCGCCGCAAUGCCAUCGUGAAAAUCCUUCUGUGCCUGUCAAUCAUCAUCUGCAUGCCUGUCAUCGCUGUUAUCUACCUCAUCUUCCCGAGGACACAGCUCGGGAGGGUCAUAAGGUCACCCUUCAUGAAGUUCAUCUAUCACAGAUAUAAGCAGGUGUGGGCAGAGUGCAAGCAGCUGUGGGAAGAGGGACUGACAGCCUACAUCCGUCAGUGGUGGAACUGGCUGGACUUCAUCAUGCUGUCCCUGUAUCUGUGCACGUUCAGUCUCCGUGCUGUGGCCUUUGUGCAGAUCACCACCAAUAAGUAUGGGCCCAGAGAGGUCCCCCGCUCCCAGUGGCCGACCAACGACCCCACCCUCAUUGCCGAGGUGUUCGCCGUCGCCAACGUCUUUUCCUUCGCUCGCAUCAUCUACCUGUUCCAGACGAACCCUCACCUCGGGCCGCUGCAGAUCUCCCUCGGGUGCAUGAUCAUAGAUAUCGCCAAGUUCCUGUUCAUCUUCUUCUUGGUGUUAACGAGCUUCGCCUGCGGUCUGAAUCAGCUGUACUGGUACUACGACCCCCCUAGUAGUUCCUGUGACAUCACGACUGGAGAAGGCAGCUGUAGCGGUUCGGAUGCCUUCAACACGUUGGACGUGACAUUUGCAACGCUCUUUUGGUCCCUCUUUGGCAUCAGUUCUCCUAAGAGUACGGAUCUCGAGGAGGAGCAUGAGUUUAUUGAGACUGUCGGCCAAGGACUCUUCAUGGCCUACCACGUCAUGUCCAUCAUUGUCCUCAUUAACAUGCUCAUAGCUAUGAUGUCUAACAGUUUCCAACAAAUUGAGGACCACGCCGACCAGGAGUGGAAGUUCGCGCGUUCGAAGCUGUGGAUGAGCUACUUCGACCCCGGUUCGACCCUCCCGGCGCCCUUCAACCUCAUCAUCAGCCCGAAGGCGAUCUUCUACUUCCUCCGCGCCGUCAAGAGGUGCGUCCAGAGCGUGUGUUCGAGGCGGGGGCGGCGCGCCAGGGGCAAGAGGAAGAGCUUUUCCAUGGAGAAGGGGGCGCUGCAGGUAAGAGGAGGAGCCGUUGGGGUCUCUGGCCAAGCCAACAAGUACGCGGAGGUGAUGCGCCGCCUCGUCUCUCGCUACAUCCACCAGACCAAGAAGCAGCAUCGCCAAGACGGGGUCAACGAGGACGACCUGCUGGAGAUCAAGCAGGACAUCUCGAGUCUGAGGUACGAACUCCGUGAAGACAGAAAACGGGAAACGGCCGCGCCUUACGGCCAGAUGGACUCAAUUAAAAAAGACAUCCUACGCCUUCUCAAGCAGAGGGCGUGGGUCGUCCAGUGGGCGUGGUUCAGGAGGGAAUAG